Messenger RNA from Penicillium coprophilum, 1056 nucleotides. RefSeq lists its product as uncharacterized. The transcript is spliced from 2 exons. Lineage: Eukaryota; Fungi; Ascomycota; Eurotiomycetes; Eurotiales; Aspergillaceae. The record is from RefSeq and is a predicted model, not a curated record. The coding region runs from base 1 to 1056 and encodes 351 amino acids. Gene Ontology annotation, molecular function: protein binding.
AUGUCUAUGAAACCCGCCAACCCCGCGGUGACCUUGGACUCGCUACCCAAUGAAGUAUUUAUCCAAAUCCUAUCCGACUUCUCAACUCGGGCACUGCUCCCACUCACAUCAGUCAACCACCGAUUCCACGCCUUAGUACUGAGAAUCAUUCACUACCGUCUACUGCUCAGCACGCCGCUCAGGGAAUACGAAUUACUGCUAGAAUGCUUCCAUCCGAGCUCAAAGCUCACCGAGCCACCCGUUUUCUGCAAAUAUCUCGGUACAGAUGGAUUAAAUGAGCAUCAUGAUUGCGCAGGUUCGUUAUACGAGAAUGUCGAUACUGCCCGCCAGCUGGGUCAAGUGACAGGGCUAUAUUCGCGCUUCCGGCCAGAGGUAAGGAAGGAAGAAGAACAACCAAGUACAAAUGGCUCCAAGUUCGGUUUCUCGCCAGGUAGGACGCUUCUGUUGUCGGGGGUAGUGGGGUUCAUACGGGCUGACAUAAAUGGGGGUCGAGAGGGCAAUGGAGGUGAUGCAGUGAUACGUGAGGUUACUUUGGAUGGAUAUGAGUUUUUCUCUCAGUUAUGUGUGGUGGCCAACCUUGUACAAGUCAAGCCGGGGACGUCAUUGCUGCUGAGUGCAUCGACAAUUGAGGACGGAGUAAUUCGGUUAUGGAGGGAGUGGCUGCGGGAUCAAAGUGAUGAGAAAAUAAAGAAGACUUCUGAGACCGACUUGGAAGACGACCCGGACGAGCCUCGGACGUCCUCCGGCGAGGAUAUACUGUGGGUGGAUAUCAGGAAGACCGUUGGGCUGAAAAUGCGCGUGCGGCCGAAGGCGUGGGAUCCGUCUUUCCCAGUGCUCAUACAUCAGGAUGAUCAGAAUGAUGACUCUUCCGUCGGGUUUGAGGUUAUUUUGCAAGGUGAGUCGCUUAUACAAUGGGGAAAAUCCCAUGUUGACUUGAUAGAACUAUACAUCCGCUCUACGCGCUUGUUGCUAGCUGUCGAGCAGUCAAAAGAAGAGCAAAAGGUUCAGCAAACCAACGUAUUGGUGAUUGGGGGUCCCCCCAUCUCUGUAUAUUGA